AAUGGCUCCUUCACGAGGUCCACAAGCACUUGCUCGAACGCUCCAUAAAACACUCUCGAAUCACCGAGGACCUGUCCAUGUUGUUCGAUAUGCCAAAGGAACCGCAAAAUACGUCUUAAGUGGAGGACAGGAUCGCUCGAUACGUCUCUGGAAUCCAGACCUUGGUACCGAGAUUAAGAAGUUUGAGGCCCACGGAUACGAGGUCCUUUCCAUAUCUGUGAGUCACGACAAUACAAAGUUUGCAUCUUCUGGAGGAGAUCGUUCUGUCUUCGUAUGGGAUGUGACGGCGGGUGUGACGACACGUAGAUUGGCAGGCCAUAUGGGCAAGGUGAAUGUCGUAGAGCUUAAUGCGGAUGCGACUGUGCUGGCAAGUGGCUCGUAUGAUUCCACAGUAAGACUAUGGGACUUGCGGGCACCAGCACGUGCGCCGAUUCAAAUACUCGAAGAAGCUCGCGACGCAGUGCAGACCUUACACGUGGAUGCAACCACGAUAAUUGCAGGCUCUGUAGAUGGACAUGUCCGAACAUACGAUCUACGCAAAGGCGAACUACGUUCAGAUUUCAUAGGGCAGCCCGUUACCUCGGCUAUCCCCUCAUCUGAUGGCACCACGCUUCUCGUAUCUACGCUUGAUUCGCAUGUCAGGCUAUUCGAUACGACCAGUGGUAAGCUUCUCAAUGCUUUCACUGGCCAUAAUCACACGUCGUAUCGCUGUCGAGCAUGCUUUGGACAUGAAGAAGCGACAGUUGUUUGUGGGGAUGAAGAUGGUGCCGUUUGGGCUUGGGAUUUGGUCGAUGCUACAGUUUUGCAACCCAAUCCUCCGCCAAAAGUUCAUGACAAGGUGAUCACUUGGACAGAGCAUCACCCAACAGACCCUGGGGAGAUGGUUACAAGCAGCGCAGAUGGGACGGUGAAAGUCUGGCGACACCCGAGCUAGACUUCCUUUGCUACAAUAAGUUAUCCUUCCAUAUGAUUGUCCUUUCGUGUGCUAGUGCGAUGCA
Messenger RNA from Suillus plorans, 998 nucleotides. RefSeq names its product WD40-repeat-containing domain protein. Gene Ontology annotation, molecular function: protein binding. The transcript has 6 exons. The annotation marks the transcript as partial. Gene Ontology annotation, biological process: mRNA splicing, via spliceosome. Lineage: Eukaryota; Fungi; Basidiomycota; Agaricomycetes; Boletales; Suillaceae. The record is from RefSeq and is a predicted model, not a curated record. Gene Ontology annotation, cellular component: catalytic step 2 spliceosome.